CAGAAAGAACCACAGCGAGUACGGCGUCGACGUCAUCGAUUCCUCCGCCCUCACCGGGGGAUUCCAGUCCUUCAACUUCAAGAACACCAGACAAGGAAACCCUCUGCUGCUGAACUCCUCCGUGCCUCCGGACCUGACGUCGGGCCGGAGCUUCAGAACCCCUCUCUGCUUCCACGACGCCGCCAACAAGGAUCUGUUCGACCCACUGCCGGACAUCAAGGUCAAGGUGCAGAGCUCCUUCCCACUGGACUCGAACCAGGACUACAGCGACACCGAGGAGCGGCACAAAAAGGGCCUUCUGGCGCUGAACGGGCCGCUCAGCGCCGGGAAACAGCUGAGAGCCAGCGAAGUGUUCGGACCCACCGGAGGUCGCCUGGUGCUGCCAGACUCUGGGGUCAGUCUGCUGGUUCCUCGCGGAGCCGUGGCUGAGAACGAGUCCUGCGAGAUGUUCAUGGUGAUCAAUGACGGAGAGGCAAGUGUGGAGACCCUGGAGGGCUGUGAGAUCCUCCUGGGCCCUGAGGUGAUGUACGGUCCUCCGGGCCUCGACCUCUCCGUCCCGCUGGCCCUGACCAUCGCUCAUUGCGCCGAGCCCGACCCGGAGAACUGGAGCGUCUCGCUGAAGAGGAAGACCCAGGACAGCAAAUGGGAGGAAGUGAUGUCGGUGGAGGAAGAGUCCACUUCCUGUUACUGCCUGCUGGACUGUGGGAGUGUGCACCUGCUCCUGGAUCAGCCGGGAUCGUACGCUCUGGUUGGCGAGCCGCUGACUCAGAACGCCGUGAAGAGGCUGAAGCUGGCUGUGUUCGGGGGUCUGGAGGCCAUGAGCUACAUCCUGAGGGUUUACUGUGUGGACGACACGCCACACGCCUUUCAGGGAGUGGUGUCGGCGGAGAUGAGUCGGGGGGGGCAGCUCCUCGAGGAGCCCAAGACGUUGCCUUUCCUGGCGAACACCUUCAGCCUCCAGGUGUCCAUCCAGGAUGUUCCUCAGUUCCUGUGGAGCAUCAAACCCUUCACCACCUGUCAGGAGUUCUCGUUCCGCUCGGUGUGGUUCAGCAGCCGGCAGCACUGUGCCUUCAGUCUGCAGAGAUUCUCCCCCAACACCUCGCAGCUCUCCUGCAAGAUCAGCGUGCGACAGGUCAAAGGUCACGAGCAGAUCCUGCAGGUCUACACCGCCGUGACCCAGACGAUGAAGGAACCCCCCCCCCCCCCCCCUGCAGACGGACUCUCUCUCGGGCCCCGGGGCCUUCAGCAUCCCCCCCUCCAUCCAACAGAGGAUCUGCAGCACCUUCGACACGGCCGAGGACUGGAGGCUGCUCGCUGAGAAGCUGCAGCUCCAGAGGAACCUGGACUUCUUCUCUCAGCACUCGAGUCCCUCGGCGGUGAUCCUCAGUCUGUGGGAGGCUCGACACCAGGACUCCGUCCACCUCUCCUCGCUGGCAGCGGCUCUGGAGGAGAUCGGACAGAUCCACAGAAUCUCUGAGGGGGGAGGAGUGUGUGAGGACAGACUGACACACUGACGCUUAUAUCUGCACACACACUCACACACACACACACACACACACACACACACACAGCCGGGGAUGGACACACACUGCGACCCGAUCGGACGGACAGAGGAGUCUUUAGUAGUCUGACUAUAAUCUGGCUUUCCAUUUCAUUCCUAAUGUUUCCUCUCUGUUUUCAUCUCACUUCAUUUUCUGGAUUUGUGUUCGAAGAGAAGGAAUGAUGUUCUUUGCACAUGCUUCUAAUAUGGGUACAUACAAAUACACACAGUUAUGUUUUUAGUGCACACGUGUAGAUACAAAUACACACAGUUAUGUUUUUAGUGCACACGUGCAGAUACAAAUACACACAUUUAUUCACAACUUCAAGCAGCUCAAUUUGCAGCCGGUUCCAAGCCACAGGAGCAGCGCAUAUCUGCACACACACACACACACACACACACACACACACACACACACACACACACACACACACACACUGCGACCGAGCCUGAUGCACGACAGAGGUUUAUAUUGCAACUGCUAACUGAGUGCUGGGUGAUACUUUAGAAACAAACCAGAUCGAUCUUGAAAGCCAGUUUUAAUGUGAAAUAAAGAUGUUUGUGUGAAAAUGAGA
This is a messenger RNA of Gymnodraco acuticeps, 2115 nucleotides long. Its product is annotated as netrin receptor UNC5D-like. The record is from RefSeq and is a predicted model, not a curated record. Gene Ontology annotation, cellular component: membrane. Gene Ontology annotation, molecular function: netrin receptor activity. Gene Ontology annotation, biological process: netrin-activated signaling pathway. NCBI's taxonomy places the organism in Eukaryota, Metazoa, Chordata, Actinopteri, Perciformes, Bathydraconidae.